AUGGCUGGUUACAUUGCUACCAUGGCGUCAAACGAAGUUAAGAUCAAUACGCGGAAGAUGAGGUACACGGGAGAUGCAUUGGCUGCCCUUCGGGAGAGCAAAUUGGACGUCAAUUUGCAGGUCUACGAGAAGGCGUCCUCAAGCAGUUCCUCGUCUGACUCUGAUGGCGAUACGGAGUUGUCUUGUCCCUCGCCCGGACGGGGCUGGCUCAAGAGUGAACAGCAGAAACGUCUUCCGCAGGCAGCAAAAGAACGGCAUAUUGGCACGUACGCUCUGACGACUGAGUUAUCGUCAUGGGUCAAGGAAGCUAUCGCCAAUUAUCAACCAUCCGCAGAAGUCCUAGACCUUGUGGAACCUUUCGCAGCUGAGCUACACAACACCUUUGAGAAUGAAAGGGGCUCCAGCACUGGGCUACACGAUAUCGAUGCAAUCGAGCUCACAUACCAGUUCACGGUGGAAGUCGGCGCUGCGAUUCUCUUGGCUGCUAAUGCUACUAAAGAUCCGGUCGACCUCUCUAUGCACACCCAACUCCAUGCUUCAAAGGCUGGUGGAGAUGACCACUUUUCAUCAUGGGGCAAGUUGCUGACUGGCCUCGAUUGUGACCCUCCGAUCAUCGUGCAAUUCCCCUUCUACUUGAUGAUGUGCCAAUCAUUCACCUUCGAGCCGAUUGGCUACAGGGAAGACUACAUAUAUUCGGCCUUGACCGGUGUCGACUGGGCCAAAGGCUCCAACAAAUUCAAUGACCGGUUGAACGCUUUCAAGGCUCUGGCAUUGGCCUCACUGCCCGACCUCGAUGAUACCAGUUCCGGAGACCAUACUAUCGGUUCCGCAUAUAUGAGUCGAGAUGGUGCUGCGUGGCUGGACAACGAGGGCAUCGACUCGGUCAUCGGCAGCGCCUUGCCCAACGACGUAAUGGACCUCCACACUGAUAUUUUCACGGGCGAGACGCGGAACCUCAUUCGUCUUCUUCUGCCCCCUCUCAAAAUUACCGAGGCUAUCCAGAGCACAUCUACCCUGCUCUCAUCAAUGCUUUGCGAAAUCUUCAGGGGUCAUUACAGAGCACGUUUCAACAAUCGUGAAGACGGACAACUAUACAUUGCAAAGUACCCAAAGUUUUGGGACUGGACGUGGGAGAUUUAUGGUUUGGCGAAAUCCCAGAUCACCGAGGCUGCAAUUGCCGAGCCGCUCGUCGCUGGACUCAAAAGAGCUGUGACACGCAACGAGCUCGCUGAAUCUGCCCCGAACAAGUUCUUCCACCUCUGGUACGACAUGGUGGAGGAUGGCUCUGCUCAGCUGGCCAAGAAGCAGCCCCUCGGAGUCACCGACGACCUCGCGCCCGUGGUUCGUAACCUUCACAGCCUCUGGCAUCAGCAAUUGCUUGAUGAUACGAAGCAGCCCGGGUGGGGCCGCGAAUUUGACAUGAGGUCGGAUGCGCUCUUCAGUGAAGCGGGCCAUAUCCUCGCACAAAAGGGCGGAAUUUCGGAGGACAUGUACAAAUUCUCCAUCGCCUACGGGAGACUCAGCAUGAGCUUGCCAUACAUUGCUUAUCACACAGUGGACGCUAUAAUCUUGGCAUUUGGAGCUAUACCACCGGUUUGA
Diaporthe citri is the source of this 1599-nucleotide messenger RNA. RefSeq lists its product as uncharacterized. The record is from RefSeq and is a predicted model, not a curated record. NCBI's taxonomy places the organism in Eukaryota, Fungi, Ascomycota, Sordariomycetes, Diaporthales, Diaporthaceae. The transcript has 7 exons. The coding region runs from base 1 to 1599 and encodes 532 amino acids.